This is a messenger RNA of Pogoniulus pusillus (Red-fronted tinkerbird), 840 nucleotides long. RefSeq names its product proline-rich protein 2-like. NCBI's taxonomy places the organism in Eukaryota, Metazoa, Chordata, Aves, Piciformes, Lybiidae. The coding region runs from base 1 to 840 and encodes 279 amino acids. The record is from RefSeq and is a predicted model, not a curated record. The transcript is spliced from 3 exons.
AUGGCAGCCGUUGACACUGGCGUGACGGCAGCAAGAGGGAGCGGAGCCACCCCGGUGCCGCCUGCUCCCCAUCUGCCGGUGGUCCCGGGGCUGCUGGCCGGGGCCAGAACCCCUCGGAGGAACGGGGGCAGCCGAAGCGGGCGGAGCCGGCGCCCGGCACCACGGCGGGAGCGGUGCCAGGCUGGAUCCCAACACCAACAUAACUCCUGGUACCCUCCCCUUGCCCUGAGCGCUGUCUCUACACCCUGCGGACACCCCGCGGCUGCCAGGCAGCGACUGGGGAGCCCCCAGACCGCUCCUGCGUCGGGCCCUGCUGAAUCUCGUCCUUGCUUUAUCCGCUCCUGGCCGCGCUCCGGCCGAGGGAGGGCCCGGGAGGAGCUGCUGGGACGUGGGGUACCGGAUCGGGAAGGACCCGGUGAAGCGGCCAGCGAGGGCCAGGUCAAUGCCGAGACCAACUGCGGCCAGGCCGGCACAGCCCCACCGGCACAGCCCCACCGGCACAGCCCCACCGGCACAGCCCCACCGGCGCACUCCCACCGGCACAGCCCCACCGGCACACUCCCACCGGCACAGCCCCACCGGCACAGCCCCACCGGCGCACUCCCACCGGCACAGCCCCACCGGCACAGCCCCACCGGCGCACUCCCACCGGCGCACUCCCACCGGCACAGCCCCACCGGCACACUCCCACCGGCACAGCCCCACCGGCACAGCCCCACCGGCACAGCCCCACCGGCGCAGGCCGCGCUGCCUCCGCGCCAGGAGCCGCUCUGCUCGACCACAGAGAGACACAGCCUGGCGCCCCCUAGCGGGCCGGGGGUGGUUGCUAUGUCGGAGUGA